Naegleria fowleri is the source of this 1710-nucleotide messenger RNA. RefSeq lists its product as uncharacterized. Lineage: Eukaryota; Heterolobosea; Eutetramitea; Acrasida; Naegleriidae. Gene Ontology annotation, biological process: tRNA pseudouridine synthesis. The record is from RefSeq and is a predicted model, not a curated record. The transcript has a single exon. Bases 1 to 1710 code for a protein of 569 amino acids. Gene Ontology annotation, molecular function: RNA binding; pseudouridine synthase activity.
AUGACGACUCUUCCUGAUGCUGAUAUCAAACAAAUUAUUGAAAAGGCAGCCCAGUUAGGCUGUUGUCUACGUUGUGCUUUGUCUUAUUUAGAUUUAUUCAAAAUGAAUAUUUCUAUGUAUUCAAAAAAAGAAGCACAGUUAGUGCAGGUCUUGCUAGGAAGUGUCAAAAUGGAUUGCUUCGAUGAUCAUCAAACAUCAUCAUCACCGAAAGCAAGCUCGGACGACGAGUGCAAACAUGAAAAUGAACCGAUUUUAAAACUGUUAACAAGUCGAUGUAAAAUUUGUUUUGGAGCUUUUCAAGAUGAAUACUUGCAUCAUCGAUUACCCUUAGAGAUGGAAAAGGUUUAUAAUCAAUAUGAAACACAAUUUUUGAAAGAAUUUCAUGUCUCUCUAUUGUAUUCUCCUCACUUUCAAAUGAGAGAACAUUGCUUUAAAUUUUUACUCUCCAAGCAAGUGACCUCACAAAAAGUACAACAAUUAUUGCAAUCUCAACCCCCUUUGGACAGAAAGAGAUUACUGAAAACGACCGUUUCAGACAUUUUUGAAAAGAUGAUGAGGAGUAAAAUUGGAGAUGACUCAUUGAGAGCGAAUCCACAAUCUGCUCCUCUUUUAAUUGAAAUUAAAUUAAAUGACGAGUAUUUAUUGAAAGCAAAUUCUGAAACGCCACAACCUGAGGAUGAUAAGCUGUCCCCAAUGAAAAAAAAGAGAAAAAAGAAUAAGAAUGACCGUAACAAUAAUUUAAAUUUGCAAAUGGUGUUGAAAAUGAACACGUUGGAACAAUUGGAGAGCGUCAUUCAAACUGAAAUUCCAGAUUGUUGGCGGUCAGAUUUAUCAGACUUGAACUCGACUGCAUCUAUUGAAUGUGAUAAGCAGUUUCUCUCUGUAACCGGCCUUCAUUUGGUGGUGUACAUAUCAGGAUAUUACCGAAAGUUAGAACGUGGACUGCCCCAAUCACCAUGGGUUAUGAGAGGAUCGAAGGAUGACGAACAAAGUACCAGAAGUGUAGAUACCUACAUUGGAGAGCCCGUUAUGAAGUAUACUCUAGCAGAUUCUUACAAAUUUGAUUCUUCAGGAAGAGAAGACAAGAACGUAAGAAUGUUAGGAAACGGCAGGCCAUUUGUUUUUGCCGUUCACAAUCCAAGGAGGUGUCACUUCACCCAUGAACAAGUGAAAGAAAUUGAGAACACAAUUAAUACACUGGCGAAUGGAUCCAUACAAGUCCACACCAUCCAAAUUCACUUUGACAAUGCAAUUUGUCAAAAGAUGAAAGCAGGUGCCGAAGAGAAAAAGAAAAAUUAUAGAUGUGUCGUUUGGUGUGAAGCAGACAUGAUGAAUCAAGCUACUCUUUCACCAAGCAACCAAGACCAUCAUUGUGUGCCUUUACAACAACGAAUUACCUCAUUCCUUGAAGGCAUUAAGGAUUUGGAAAUUGGACAAAAAACUCCUCUCAGAGUACUGCACCGCAGAGCGUUACACAUCCGAAAGAAGAUCAUUCACUCCAUCAAGUGUGUGGAAUUUCUAAAUGCUCACACUCUAGUUCUCGAUCUAUCCACCAGUGCAGGCACUUAUGUGAAAGAAUUUAUUAAUGGCGAUUUUGGAAGAACGGAUCCAUCGUUUGGAACACUGUUAAGCCAAUUUUUUGAAAACCCAACACCUUUCAAUACUCAAAUUCUUCAACUCGAUGUCAUGGAUAUCGAAAUGGCAUUGUAA